Alnus glutinosa is the source of this 558-nucleotide messenger RNA. RefSeq lists its product as uncharacterized. Bases 1 to 558 code for a protein of 185 amino acids. Gene Ontology annotation, cellular component: nucleus; cytoplasm. The record is from RefSeq and is a predicted model, not a curated record. The transcript has 2 exons. Gene Ontology annotation, molecular function: nucleic acid binding; 3'-5' exonuclease activity. NCBI's taxonomy places the organism in Eukaryota, Viridiplantae, Streptophyta, Magnoliopsida, Fagales, Betulaceae.
AUGUACUGGUUCCGCAUCGAUGUCUGCCGCCACCUCGUCGUCGGCCUCGGCCUUCAGUGGACCUCGUCGUCCGACUCCGUCGUCACUCUCCAACUUUUCAUUGGUAACCUCUGCCUAGUGUUCCAACUGCCCCAUGCGCCUCGCGUCCCCCUCUACCCCCGCCGCUUCCUGUCCGACUCUGACCACACCUUCAUUGGCGUGUGGACUCACAACGACCAGGACAUGCUCCGCAGACCCAAGUUGCUCUCUACGAAGACGCUGUCAGAGGAUCUUUUGAGUUUCAAGGACGUGACGAAGCUGGCUUGGGUUCGGAGGAGCGACUGUGAGGCUUAUUGGCUUGAGGAAGAGCAAGUUCAGCAUGCUGCCGUCGACGCUUAUUUUUCGUUCAGAAUGGGAAAGGCCUUGCAUGUCUGGAACUGGCCCAUUGGAGGAGAGGCCACUAGAUCAGGCGUCAGUUCUGAUUCUCGACGUGGAAGUCCAGGGUCUGUGCGAAGGGUGAACCUCUGCACUUUAACCCUGCAGCUCUCGCUACUCCUCGGACCUCCGACCGCUUUUUAG